AACACGAGAAGAGUCGCUUUCAGAGGAGCAAGUACCAACAUGCCCAGAUUGCGGGACUUCCAAGCAGAUUGUAACAAUAUAUAAAAGUCGGAAAUUGAUCUUUAGCCACAGAGCUGUCGGGCGGCAAUGCAGCGACGAUGCGUUAUAUUCAACAACGGGCUCUCUAGUGGAAUUUCUGCAGAAACGUGUAAAGUUGAGCUAAACGAUUAAAUGAAGGCGUUUUAUUCUGUGUUUAGUGGGCGCACAGCGGUUUUGCGCGUUUGCUUGCAAUGUUCGCUCGUUAACGCUACGCGAAAACAUCAGUGAACGCUUCGCCGAUUCUGAUUAACGUUUAAUUUUGGGUUUCACACCAACCUUUAUUCAGAAUGAACCAGUGUAAAGUCAUGAAGGAUGGUUAUCUGGAGAAGAGGAGUAAUGGACUUCUGCAGCUGUGGAAGAAGAAGCGUUGCGUUCUGUCAGAGGAAGGACUCCGUCUGUACGACUGUAAAGGCGAGAGCAGCAAAGAGAUGCGCUUCGAGCUGAUGACCACGCUGGACUGUGUGGAGUACAAACGGGGUCUGGUGUACUUCACCAUCGUGAUGAACGGCGGGAAGGAGAUUGACUUCAGGUGCCAGCAGGAGGGAAUGGCGUGGAACGCGGAGAUCGCGCUCGCGCUGGUGCGCUUCAAAAACCGCGUCGCCGUUCAGACCGGCAGGAACAGACAUUUGUCACAUCUGGGCAGCUGCGGGGAGGGAGACGUCGAGCUUUGAGGCCCAAACACAGCACUGGAUCCAGAAGAGAAAGAGA
Rhinichthys klamathensis goyatoka is the source of this 786-nucleotide messenger RNA. RefSeq names its product pleckstrin homology-like domain, family A, member 3 (gene phlda3). Gene Ontology annotation, molecular function: phosphatidylinositol phosphate binding. Gene Ontology annotation, biological process: positive regulation of apoptotic process. The coding region runs from base 366 to 749 and encodes 127 amino acids. The transcript is spliced from 2 exons. NCBI's taxonomy places the organism in Eukaryota, Metazoa, Chordata, Actinopteri, Cypriniformes, Leuciscidae. The record is from RefSeq and is a predicted model, not a curated record.